CCCGAACCCGUCCGCGCAGGCACGUGCUGCUGGCUCUCCAAACCCCUCGUGAUCACGACGCGGAUCAGCUCAAAUCGGCCCGAAACACGAGCGCCACGCGAGGCCCAUUCCGCAGCAGCCAUACAAAAGACUCCGCUUUUUUUCUCUGGCACUCUGAUUAUUCUCUGCUUCUUUAAACUCCUCAGAUUGUACUUUUUUUGCUUCAAAUGAAGGUCGCUACUCAAACUUCUCCCGCCGUCACCACUGCUUCGCACAGCGCGCACUUUUCGCCUCUGGCCCGCAAGCCGCGCAGCGCUGCGCACAUACGUCUCUUUGAGAACGCGGUCAAGCCCGAUACCAUCGACGACGAUAUCGACACCGUCAUUGACUAUCCUGAGACGCCAGCCGGACGCAAGGCAUAUAUGUCAAGCAAGACUGGGCGGCCUGUCACUGAGUUCCAGUACAGGGUGUACGAUCUCUGCAAGCAGGUGCCUCGCGGACACUUUACAACAUACAAGGCGAUGGCGGACCACAUGGGGUCUGGCUCGCGGGCCGUGGGCAAUGCCCUGGCCAAGAACCCAUUCUGCCCGCUGCCGAUUCCGUGCCACCGCGUCCUGACAUCGGACUAUUAUAUCGGCGGGUUCUCGGGCGACAAGAAGAGCAAGAUCUUUUGGAAGAAGGCCAAACUCGAGAAGGAGGGGCUCAGGUUUGACGACUCUGGGUUUGUGGACGCCGGAAUGCAGGGGGCCAGGUUCUUCAACAGCUUCAAAUGAGAAAUAUUUAUAUUACAUUAGCCUUUCAAAAAAGAGGUUUGAGUGCUGCGGUACUGGUCAGCGCACGACGCACGUCAAUUUCGUCUACAGCCAGACGCACCGAGCGGUCAUCUGCAGCGCCCGUGCUGGACAUUACGCGACGUGCUCCUCUCCUGCCGCGCGCUGCCUCGAUAGUU
Messenger RNA from Linderina pennispora, 928 nucleotides. RefSeq names its product DNA binding methylated-DNA--cysteine S-methyltransferase. Lineage: Eukaryota; Fungi; Kickxellomycota; Kickxellomycetes; Kickxellales; Kickxellaceae. The coding region runs from base 207 to 752 and encodes 181 amino acids. The transcript has a single exon. Gene Ontology annotation, biological process: DNA repair. The record is from RefSeq and is a predicted model, not a curated record. Gene Ontology annotation, molecular function: methylated-DNA-[protein]-cysteine S-methyltransferase activity.